AUCUUAUUAAAAGGAAGAGGGAAAGGGAAAAACAAAACAUCACCAUCUUCAGAGUAAAAACUCUGACAGAGAAUUGUUGAAGCACAUAAUUCUACAAGAAUCAGAAGAACUGACCAAAAGAAUAAAAUGCCAUAUUAAAGAAGAGAAGCAUACAACAGCUAUUCAUAGCUAUUUCUGCAAGGUCAUCAUCCAGGGACCUCAAUCCGGUCUUAGCUCUAUGUGCCAUAGGACUUCAGUCAAAAAGGAAUUCCCUUCUGUUGAACAGUAUCAAAGGCACCAGUCGGUCCAAUUGCACCUUGAGACAGGCAACUGAACAGCAGGCCAAGAGAUUAUGUCAAACCCGGACAUAAAAAUGGAGGAAACUAAAAGCCUCAGUCUAGAAGAGGAUUUUGAAGGCCAGGCCACACACACAGGCCCCAAAGGAGUUAUCAAUGAUUGGAGAAAGUUUAAGUUGGAAAGUGAAGAUGGUGAUUCAAUCCCACCUAAUAAGAAGGAAAUUCUCAGACAAAUGUCUUCUCCUCAAUGUCGAGAUGAUAAGGACACAAAAGACAGAUUCAGCAGAAAGAUGAGUGUGCAAGAAUAUGAACUCAUCCACCAGGACAAAGAGGAUGAGGACUGUCUCCGUAAAUACCGUAAACAAUGCAUGCAAGACAUGCACCAGAAGCUAAGCUUUGGACCCAGGUAUGGGUUUGUGAUUGAGCUAGAGAGUGGAGAGCAGUUCUUGGAAGCCAUUGAGAAGGAACAGAAGAUCACCACGGUCAUCGUUCACAUCUAUGAAGAUGGCAUCAAGGGCUGUGAGGCCCUGAACAAUAGCUUAAAUUGCCUUGCUGUAGAAUACUCUAUGGUAAAAUUUUGUAAAAUCAAAGCUUCUAACACAGGCGCUGGGGACCGCUUCUCCUCAGAUGUGCUUCCUACAUUGCUGGUCUACAAGGGUGGGGAGCUUAUCAGCAAUUUCAUCAGUGUCACUGAGCAGUUUGCUGAAGAUUUUUUUGCUGUCGAUGUUGAGUCUUUUCUUAAUGAGUAUGGGUUACUUCCCGAAAGGGAGAUCCAUGCACUGGAGCAGGCUAGCAUGGAAGAUGAAGAUAUUGAAUAGUUUGAGGCAUAAUAUUUCAAUAUCUUCGAUUUCUCCUUUUUAUAUUGCAAAGAGAGCUCCUUUCCUUUCUUUUGUCUUUUUUUUUUUAGAAAAAUCUGCAUGUGUUAAUUGCUUCUCUAACAUGUAAAAACCUAACACAAUAAGUAAAUACCUAGAUUAUGUAGAUUUCAUAGCUUUGAACAUGUCAGCUUUCUUUUCAAAUCAAUAAUAUUACCCCUUACUAUGUGGGUUAGGAUGUAGCCUUCAGCAAUGUUAUAAACAGAUUAAGAGAGAACUAAUGAUAUUUUGACAUUUUGGACAGAAUCAAUUUUCCUUUUCCGAAUUAAAAAAAAAAUCUCUGGCCUUUUUCCCUUUGGUUCUGUCCUCAGAAUUAUUGUUUGAGAACUCACUAUAUUCUGCUUAUGU
This is a messenger RNA of Dromiciops gliroides (monito del monte), 1498 nucleotides long. RefSeq names its product phosducin (gene PDC). Bases 332 to 1093 code for a protein of 253 amino acids. Lineage: Eukaryota; Metazoa; Chordata; Mammalia; Microbiotheria; Microbiotheriidae. The transcript has 5 exons. The record is from RefSeq and is a predicted model, not a curated record. Gene Ontology annotation, biological process: regulation of G protein-coupled receptor signaling pathway.